GGGAAUCCCCAAGUUAUAUUUUAGUUUUUGUUUUGCCUUAUUUUCCUAAUUUCUGAGAAUUUUUUUUCAUUUUUAACACAGGGGAAUUCCCAUUCUUGGUUUUUAUAUUACUGAACAAAUGUAAAAUAGAAAGGGGAAUCCCCAAGUUAUAUUUUAGUUUUUGUUUUGCCAUAUUUUUGGUGUUUUUGUCAUUCGUAUGUGAAAUUUGAUACGCGUGGACAUAUUUUGCGAGACUCUACCGAAAACUAAAAAUAACUUACCAAAAAUGUCAAAUAAACGUAAAAAAAACACUUUAUCUUUGGAAACCAAAGUAAAGAUAUUAGAAAAGCUGGACAAAGGUGUUCAAGGGAAUCGUCUAGCGCUAGAUUUCAACGUGAGCAAAUCUGCUAUCAGCUAUAUCAAGUCAAAUAGGUCAUCUAUAUUAAAUGCUGUUUCCAACACUUAUCAGGAAGCAUCAAAUAAAACUGUGCAUAGUGCCGAAUAUCCGAAAAUGGAAAGUCGUCUUUAUGAGUGGUUUUUAAAACAACGCGAAAGGAAGUGUACAUUGACAGCAACAAUAUUAAAGGAAAAAGCUAAACAAAUUUUUGGUGAAGAAUACCCCGAUAAAAAUAAAAAUGCAUUCCGAGCAAGCGAUGGAUGGUUUACUAAAUUUAAAAAGCGACACGGCAUUCGUUUUUUAAAAAUUGGUGGCGAGAUUCUUUCUAGUGAUAUUGCCUCCAUCACUCCAUUUAUUCACAGAUUCCGUGCAAAAGUCACUGAGAUGGGGUUAAUAGAGUCGCAAUUAUAUAAUGUGGACGAAACCGGAUUAUUUUAUCGUUGCCUACCAGAUAAAACAUAUGUCUCUGCUUGUGAAAAAAGUGCGCCUGGAUACAAAAUUCAGAAAGAACGAAUUUCAAUUUUACUUGGUUCAAAUGCUGAUGGGUCUCACAAAUUAGUGCCCUUAGUUAUUGGAAAAGCUAAAAAUCCCAGGAGCUUCAAAGGUUUUAAAAAUCCACUUCAUUACAACUUUUCCAAAAAUGCUUGGAUGACGUCUCGGAUCUUUCACGAUUGGUUUCACAAGAUAUUUAUUAAUGAAGUCAUCCAGUUUUCUCAAAAAAAUAACUUGCCUUCGAAGGCUCUUUUGCUUAUCGAUAACUGCUCCGCGCAUGCACCGAUUGAGCAUCUUCAAAGCAAAGAUGGCAACAUAGUUUCAUAUUUCUUGCCGCCAAAUGUGACAGCAGCUGUGCAACCAAUGGAUCAAAAUCCCAUAAAGUUAACAAAACUUGUUUACAGAAGUAAGUUACUUGCUGAAAUAAUAGCUGAAGGUGGUGCACUGAAUAGUCUGUUGAAAUCCCAUUCCAUCCGAAAGGCAAUAAUAUUUCUGAAACAAGCUUGGGAUGAGAUAACUCCAAAAGUGAUGAGGAAUUCUUGGUCAAAGUUGCUAAAUUGGGACUCUGACCAAUACGACAGCGAUGAUGAUGUGCCACUAGCAGAGUUGCUUAACAAAAAUGAGGACUGCAAUGAAUCUCUCCAAGUAAAUCAAACUCUUUUAGCAGAAAUUGAUCCAAACAGUUUCAUGUGUAUUGCUGACAUCGAGAAAUGGAAUGAAGAUGAGUUUGAAGACCGAACUGGUGAUGACCUAAGUAGCGAUGAUGAGUUUUCUGAUAGCAGUGAAGACGAUGUUGUUGAUGACACACCAGUUAUUUCAAAUGUUAUAGCUAUUGAAAGCGUUAACAAUUUAAUAAAUUGGUGCAACAAGAGUGAAUUGUCUUCCAGUAAGCACAUGACCAAUCUUUUGGCCCUCCGUAACGAUAUUGUUAUAUCGGAUUUAAAGAAACCAAAAAAACAAACAAAUAUUACUGAUUAUAUGUCAAACAAAAAUUAAUUUUGAACUGAGCCCUUAUCCUGAGUUUUUAAUUAAUUUCUGAAAUUUUUAGUUGUUUUUUUUUUUAAUAAUUGUUAUGUAAUGAACUGAAUUGUUAUGUUUAAAAAAAAAAAUAAGAAAAGAAAUAAAAAAAUGUUUUUA
Bactrocera neohumeralis is the source of this 2005-nucleotide messenger RNA. Its product is annotated as jerky protein homolog-like. The coding region runs from base 266 to 1864 and encodes 532 amino acids. Lineage: Eukaryota; Metazoa; Arthropoda; Insecta; Diptera; Tephritidae. The record is from RefSeq and is a predicted model, not a curated record. The transcript is spliced from 2 exons. Gene Ontology annotation, molecular function: DNA binding. Gene Ontology annotation, cellular component: nucleus.